Messenger RNA from Gadus chalcogrammus (walleye pollock), 5974 nucleotides. RefSeq names its product 1-aminocyclopropane-1-carboxylate synthase homolog (Arabidopsis)(non-functional) (gene accs). The record is from RefSeq and is a predicted model, not a curated record. Gene Ontology annotation, molecular function: transaminase activity; pyridoxal phosphate binding. The coding region runs from base 1251 to 4337 and encodes 1028 amino acids. Gene Ontology annotation, biological process: amino acid metabolic process; biosynthetic process. The transcript has 16 exons. NCBI's taxonomy places the organism in Eukaryota, Metazoa, Chordata, Actinopteri, Gadiformes, Gadidae.
UUGAUAGUAUUUGCUUUUAUUGACUGUCUUUUUGUAUGUACCCGACGGAUGCUUUUAUUUGAAACUAGUUCUGAGACGCUAUUACCGUAAUGGCUAGUAUAUACAGGUACGGCAAGAAACUGAGUCGGCUGGCUUGACCGCCGAUCUUGAUGAGUCGGCUGGCUUGACCGCAGUCCCAUAACGUUGACUUGGUAGAGGUACAUGUACUUUUUAAAUAACCUUAACCACCUUGCUACAUUUUCAAACGGUUUGUUUUGUUAUAAACGUCAGAUAUGUAGUUACGGCACUGCAUACUUGAUACUGAUGAAUAAUUAUGUUAGAUUCUAAAAAAAAUUAAAUGUUCUAAAAUUGGUACAAUAUUAUAACCACGUUAAUAAGGUUUGUAAGAAACCCAACCGUUGGUAAAACGGUUGAAAAUGUAGCAAGUUAUGGUUAUUUCUAAAGUACAUGUACCACUACCAACACAAUGUUAUGGGUGAGCAGCUGACUGGCAAGAUGUCCGCAAGUGCGGACAUUCUAGACGCCGCCAGCUAGUGUUCUAUAUAUCUACACACGUAGGUGAAGGGUUUUAUUUUGAAAACGUUGCGAGAUACCACCCAAAGGCUGUUUAGAGUAAAGGCGCACGAAGAUUUUGUGUGACGGCUGGCUUAACCGCGGAUGAACGAAUGGUGGCUCACUUGACCGCAGUCAGGUGUGCGCCCCAUGGGUGUGCCUCUUGUUAACCAGCGAUGUUAUAAUCUCUGUGUUCUGGCGCCAUCUGGCGUUCGUCGCAACAACAACAACAACAACAACAACAACAGCGCCUCCCACCCCGGUGACGGUAGAGGGGGCUGCACAGAAAACAUGGAGGUAUUCUGACUACGCCUGCUGGUCAUCCAGGGCUGGGAUCCCGUGAUAUUACCCUGAUUCAGCCUAUCGCCGUCCUGGAUUUAGCACAGCGUUAGCCCGGACUAAGUUAUCCCGGAAUAACAGCACGCAUGUGCCGCUAACCCGGAUGCAGUUACAGCCCACGGCGCUGUGCACCCGAGUUAUCGCAUUGUGAGACAUUCAUAUUUGAGAUUAUGAGCCGCAUAUCGCUUUUUAAGGGGUUCCCCCAUGCAGGCUGCACAAAUGUGACGCUUAAGUUUGCAAUUCUGUCUAAAAACUUUUAUGAAAUCCCUCGGAGGAUCCCAGACCCGACCUGUGUUUACUGAUCGGACCUCUUCAUGUGCAGCAGUGUCUGGGUGAGAUCCAGCACCCACUGAGAGAGGAUGGACUUCCGCAACAGGAGGCACGAGCGGGGCAGCAACUGGACGGACCCGGAGAUCGUGGAGCUGCUGCAGCUGUGGUCGGACGAGGCGGUGCAGGUGGAGCUGGAGAGCUCCCUGCGGAACCAGCGUGUCUUCGACCGCAUCGCCAACGUGCUGCUGGAGAAGGGCAUCUACCGCUCGGGCGACCAGUGCCGCGAGAAGAUCAAGAAGAUGAAGCUGGAGUACCGCCGCAUCAAGGACAACCUGAAGAUGAGGUCCUGGAGGUUCUACGACGUCAUGGACCGGGUGUUGGCCAACCGGCCGUCGGUGACCUACUCGUCCCUGGGGGGGUCCGUGGUGGCCCAGCAGGUGUUUCAGAUCCCCCCCGGGGCUGAGUCAUACCUGCACGCGGCCCAGGAGGCGAGCUCCUUCGCGCCUGUGACCUCGGGGGGCUUCCUGUUCGGGCAGCCCACCGGGUCGGGCGACCUGCUGGACGUUAAAUGCGAGGACGUGGAGGACGGGGGAGGGCUGGACUCGGGUGGGGCUCCGUCCGUACCGGCGUACGAGAUAUCUGGGGACGAGCCGGAGACGGAGCACUCCGGACUGGACCCCGAACGAGGGCAGGAAGCAGAGGGAGGGUUGGAGCUGGGCCACGGAGACGUCUCGGCCACCGCGGCCGUCUCCCCCUCAGGGUUCAGUGACCUCCGCAUGGCCGGCUCCCCGCCCAGCGCCAAGCCCAGCGCCGGGGGCUCCGUCGCGGAGGUUUCCGGCCCGGCCCGGCCCGCCCCCGGGAGGCAGAGGAAGCGACGCCGGGCGGGUAAAGGCUCCUCCUCCUCCUCGUUCUGUGGGCGUGGCGGGGUGGCGGCGGCGGCGGCGGCGGACCAGGCCAUGGCGGCGUCCACGGGCCUCGACCGCGCCCUGGCCAGCUUCCUCAACUGGCAGCGGGCCGCGGAGGAGCGCCUCCUGUCCCUGGAGGAGGCGCGCCUGGACCGCGAGGAGCAGGCGGAGGAGCGGCGGGAGCGUCAGGAGGAACGGAGGGGCGAGCUGGAGCGGCAGCACGAGCUCCGCCUGCUGGGCGUGUUCGCCGGCGCCCUGGCCGCCGUUAAAGAUGGGGGCGUGACCCCCGCCUCCACCCCAACGGCUCCGCCCCAACCCGGCCCCCCCACGCCCGCUCAAACCGCCCCCACAGCUGCACACAAGGAGAGCACAGCCGUCACCUCCGCCCUCGCUCAGAGCCCCUCCCUGACCACGAGCGCCACGCCCCCAACCUCUUCUUCCUCUGUCGCCUCGGCCUCAUCAUCAUCAUCGUCGGUGUCCAAGGCUUCUUCUGAGACUCCUCCCACUGGCUCACAACCCCCUACAGAGAGCCCCCUCUCCGGGGCCGCCCUGCCAGGCCCAGGGGCCCCCGAGGGGCCACAGGAGGGUCCCCCCGGCCUGGAGGCCCCGGGCCCCAGCCCCUACCUGUCCAAGCGGGGGAACAGCGUCCGAGGACACCAGGGGAUUCUGCAGGAGGGCUUCGCCCGCUACAACGCAGACAGGCACCACCAGCAGCACAACCCCGAUGGUUUCAUCAAUCUGGGAACCAGCGAAAACAAAUUAUGCUUUGAUCUUCUCCACAGUCGGUUGACUCAGCCGGACAUGUUGCACAUUGACCCGUCUCUUCUGCAGUACCCUGACUGGAAGGGCCACGGCUUUCUUAGGAGGGCGGUGGCAGACUUCCUGUCCCACUACUGCGGUUCCAGGUGCCCUCUCGACCCAGAUCAUGUGAUAGUGAUGAACGGCUGUGGGUCGCUCUUCUCAGCCAUUGCGGCGGUAAUAUGUGACCCUGAAGAGGCCAUACUCAUCCCCACUCCAUUCUACGGGGUGAUCACUGAGGACGUGGGCUUGUACAGCGGGGUGAAACUCUUCCACGUUCCCCUUGACUGUGAGGCCAGUGGAGACGGCACACGUCCAUUCCACCUCACCGUGGAGAAACUGGAGGACGGUCUACAAAGAGCAAAGGAACAAGGUGUGAUGGUCCGAGGGGUCAUCCUGGUGAACCCCCACAACCCUUUGGCAGACAUCUACACCCCCCAGGAGAUGGCUGGCUUCCUGGAGUUUGCCAAAAGAUAUGAGCUGCAUGCUAUCGUGGACGAGGUGUACAUGCUGACCAUCUUCCAGGAGAAGGUCUCUUUCCAGAGUGUUCUGGGAAUGGACAGUUUGCCCGAUCCGCAAAGAACACACGUGCUAUGGGGCUUCAGCAAGGACUUUGCCAUGGCGGGGAUCAGAGUGGGCACCCUGUACACGGAGAACACAGACCUGAUGGAGGCCCUGAGCCAGCUGGCCAACCUCCACGGGGUCCCCGGCUCCACCCAGCACCAGAUGGCUCAGCUGCUCCAGGACCGAGACUGGAUCAGUGAGGUGUUCCUGCCGGAGAACCAGCGCCGGCUGAAGACGAGCCAUGGCUACGUUGCGGCGGAGCUGUCCCGACUGGGCGUGCCCUACCUCCACCGGCCCGCCUGCUUCUACCUCUGGGCCGACCUCCGCAAGUACUUGGGGGAGGCCUCCUUCUCUGCGGAGCUAUCCCUGUGGAGGGUGUUCCUGAGGCACAAGGUGGUGCUGAGCUGCGGUCAGGCCUUCUCCUGCUCCACCCCCGGCUGGUUCCGCAUCGUUUUCGCUGACGAACAGCACCCCCUGGAGCUCGGCAUGAGGAGGAUCGGCGAGGCGCUGAGAAAAGUGAAGGAACAACGCGGCGAUAGCGACUUGAGCCUCAUCAAAGAGGCCAUUGACGUGACGAGGAGGUCGACGAAGACGGACGGCGUGUGCCCGGACACAACUGCCAUUGUCUGCGCUCGCACGGCGCCAUCGCCGGACAAACCGUCAGACCGGGCAAACGACGACAACAACGGCCCCGCCCCUGCUGGCACACCAUUGGACGCUGAGGAGUUUGUGGUGGUGGACUGCCAGUCGUCCAAGCCAACCGAAAGUCUGGACUCGCUGAUGGGCGUUCUGAGGCAGCAGAUCCGCUCCUCUGAUUGGCUGGAGAAGAAUACUCCAGAGCUGUGUGACGGGGAGGACCCAGGGGUGUUGGAAGUGUUCACGGAUCUGUUACGGAGGGUGAAGAAGUAGGGUGGGGACGGGGCCCGGCGGGAUGGACACCUGGCCUGCCCGCCUUUGUUUCUGAUUCAUGAUUCAAAACACGAGGGCCAAGUACAAAUCUCUCUGAGAAGAUGAUGAGAAAAAUGGUGAUUACUUUUUUUUAACUAUAUUUUAGAUGCCUUAUUUACUUAAAAAAUGAAAAUGCCAAAUGUGAAUUGACCAAACUUAGUUGUAUCUUGUACUCAUGAUUCCAUGAGUGUCGCUUUGUUAUGUUAUCUCGUGUGCACUUUAAUUACUAUCGAAGCUGUCGUCCUGCAAUAAAACCAGAUAUUUACAGCCACAGAGCGGCUUUUCUUUUGUUUCCCCGCGGCCGUUCUCGCUGAAGAUCAGUGGUUUCGGAGAUCACCGGCCCAAUCGUAACCGACAAUUCCACAUCCUGUUGAAUUUCUACUCUUGCUUCCUGCUAAACGUCCAGAUGUUUCCCUCUAUCUCCUUUAUCACGCUACUGCCAAGGCUUGAAGCUCAAGGGAUCAAGCCUUAGCUCGAGAAUUAGGAAAGUAUUGAGGGGACCCCAGAUAUUUGCAACAGCGAUAAGGUAGUAUUUUACGUUAGCAUUUAGGGCAUUUAGCAGACGCUUUUGUCCAAAGUGACUUAGAAUAAGUACAUUUGUCGGAAAAAGAGAAACAAUAUAUCGCUGUAGGUACAGUAAGUGUCAAACACUAACAAUCGUUAGGUAACCCAUUCCCUGUAUACAACAAAGAUAGCUAGGAUAAGAUGCUACACAAUGCCAAGUAACAUUUUUAAGUGCCAGGACGUACAACAUACAAUAAAGUAAUAUACCUAACAAGGUGACCACCACUCAGUGUCUGUAGACCAUUGUGAACUUCACUGAAGUGUUCUGAUCUCUUUUUGAACUUCUGCGAACGAUAAAAGCAGGACGGAGCUAGCAUUGAACCCUUAUACAAUAGUGACCCUUGGGGAGGUGUCCGUUAAGGAGGAUCCGCUUGUCAGAUUGGCGUAACACUGAUGAGUUCAUGAGUUCCACCCUCCUGCUUCCUGCUUUGUAUCUUCAGACUGGUUGGUUAUCAGGGGCAGAAGGUCCUCCAGGAUUUUGAAACCUCACCAUUUGGAUUCUGCUGAUUAGGUGUCGCUGCACAUGAUGUGUUUGUAUGUAGCUUGGCUGAUUUCAGAUGAUCAUCAAGACCUUUUGCCAGAGCACCUCAUAUGCAAACAGUUUGGAACUGAGCAAAGAGUGCCAACACCCUUUUUAUGCAUAGUGAUUACUGCAGGUAGGCCAUGGCCAGUGGAAAACACUGGAAAGGCAUGGGCUUCAACGCUGCAUAUGCUCCGAGUGUGUUUAUCUAGCAAACACAAAUUAAUUCAAAACAUCAAGGGUUAACACAGUGGAAGGCCACAAGCGACAUUCUUUUUUAAACAAGAAGCGAUAAUACUAUGUUGGCUGAGCAAGUCACAGAGUUUUUAUAUGUGUCCCAAAGGUGGAUCAACACUGUCCUAUACAUUUCCUCAGACACAGAUGGGGGGGAAAUGCUGUUCAAUAAUUUCUGCUGUAUAGCACGCCAUGACAGCCCCCUAUGGUUGGGGGAUCAUUGAUUCCACCGUGGUUCAGAAACCCUGUCUGAAUCGACCAAGUCUACGAGUCUACAUAC